Messenger RNA from Patella vulgata (common limpet), 1362 nucleotides. RefSeq names its product multiple epidermal growth factor-like domains protein 9. The transcript has 5 exons. The record is from RefSeq and is a predicted model, not a curated record. Lineage: Eukaryota; Metazoa; Mollusca; Gastropoda; Patellidae. Bases 145 to 1275 code for a protein of 376 amino acids.
UUAUCUUGUACGUUGUCCGGGGUAUUGAUGUGCUCAGUGAACACGCUGGUAUAAUAGUUCGGGUAUAGUAUAUAAAAUAGGUUGUAUGUGCAUCUUACUACAGGAGAAUUGGUCGACAAAAAGAACAUCAUUAUAGAUAGUAUAAUGUUUAUAGAUAAAAUGUUGACUAUAGAUAGAGUAUUAAUCUGUCUGCUUAUAUUCAGUUAUGUAUAUUUUGUAUUGGGCUCCUUUAAUGUGGCUCUUAAUAAACCAACAUGGCAAAGUUCAACAUUCAGGGAUUACCUUUCAUCUAAAGCUGUGGAUGGUAAUACUAAUCAGGUUUGGUCUGGUGGAAGUUGUUCGAUUACUCAAAACCACAUAAACUACAACUGGUGGUGUGUCGAUCUAAAACAGAGUUUUGAUAUCAGUAGUGUGAAGAUAUUUAACAGAGCAGAUGAUGGUAUUAACUGGAUGAAAGGAUUUGAAGUUAGAUUGAGUUCUACUAGUCACUGUGGUGAAGCAGGUUUUACAUCAGCUUCACCAUGUUAUAAAGACCAUACAUCAACAGCACAAUCUGUAUACACCGUAAAUAGAUGUAAUCAACCAUCAGUACCAUCUUUAUCGGCUAGAUUCGUUUUUGUUUCAAUACAACGCGAAUAUUUGAGUAUUUGUGAACUACAAAUAUUCACAGGUAAGUAUAUUACUAUUAACAGGUCUGGAUCAUGUUCUAAUGGUUGUCAGGGAGAUCAUUAUGGUAGCAGGUGUGAAUAUUCAUGUAGCACCAGAUGUAAGAAUGGUAAAUGUAAUGCCAAAACAGGGACAUGUACCGGAUGUAAAGAUGGUUCGUAUGGUGAAUUCUGUGAGUCUACAUGCAACACCAAUUGUCAGGAGGAUAAGUGUGAUUGGAAAACAGGGAAAUGUACCGGAUGUAAAGAUGGUUUCUAUGGUGAUAUGUGUGAGUCUACAUGCAACACCAGAUGUAAGAAUGGUAAAUGUAAUGCCAGAACAGGGAAAUGUACCGGAUGUAAAAAUGGUUACUAUGGUGACAUGUGUGAAGAAUCAUGUUCUACCUGUAAUGGUCCAUGUCGACAAUUAGAUGGUGUUUGUUUGACUGGUUGUAAAGAUGGAUAUUGGGGAUGUAAUGGUUUGUGUCUACAGAAAUGUUCCUACUGUAAUACAGCAGGCUGUAGAAUAGAAGAUGGCUUAUGUCAUAAUGGUUGUAAAGUUGGUAUCAACAAUCCGAAAUGCUUGAAUAACAUAACUUGUGGAGCUCAAUCUGAGCAAAACAUUACCUAAACACGAGGGAGGUGAAAAGAAUAGCAUCAAUAGUAUGAAGCAAUUGAUUUAUUGUGAAAAUACAUACUUCUGUAUAUUAAUGUAAAA